Molecule: messenger RNA, 1664 nt
Organism: Hyaloscypha bicolor E
Lineage: Eukaryota; Fungi; Ascomycota; Leotiomycetes; Helotiales; Hyaloscyphaceae
Product: Clavaminate synthase-like protein
Exons: 6
Coding region: 129-1295 (388 amino acids)
Molecular function (GO): oxidoreductase activity
Source: RefSeq, a predicted model, not a curated record
GCCCUCUCGUUGUUCUAUGUUAUAGAUCUCCUUCUUUUGAAAACUUCUCCCAGCAGGAUCUCAUUGCCACAGAUCUUUGACAAACACUAGGAUCUUCUUCAUUUUCUGUAUCGGUUCCAGAAUAGCCAAUGGCUCCCUCUCGCAUCGACGACAGCGAGAUCUUGGGCGACUGCAACAGUGAUCUCAUUGCAGUCAAGGACAAAGAGUUGGCAAAUCUCAAAGCCCGCCUGAGCCAACAUGCUGUUGAAAUUGAACAGGGGAUGCCACGGGCUUGGAUUGGAAGCGAGCUUGACGAAGGGCAGUACUUGAUCGUUUUGACCGCCGAAGAGAAGCUUGAAGUCGAACUUGCUGCGAGAGAUUACAUUGCGUCUAGAAGACAGAUCAGUCUCCUCACUCCGACAUCCUUCCCUCUUCCAAAACUUGGUCCGCGAAUUCGACUGGAGAGAGAGCAGCUGAGUGACGGACUUGGAUUCAUCAUUGUGCGCGGGUUGAAGCCGAGUGAAUAUGACAGCCAUAUGAAUAUCGUGUUGUAUGCUGGGAUCUCUAGUUAUAUUGGUAACAAGAGAGCUAUCCAAUUCCCUGGUGGGCCAGUUCUAUCACAUGUGAUCGACUUGUCUUCAGACGAGGACCGGGAGAAACAUCGUGGGAAAUGGAUUGGUACAAGCAACCAGAACUCAGCACUGCCAUUUCAUACCGACAAUGGACAUAUCCUAUGUCUGUACAGCAUUCACUCCGUCCCAAAUGGCGGACGUUCACGACUUGCAUCGGCACAGAAGGUCCUCGAAACUUUAUAUCGGGAGCGCCCUGAUCUGAUCGGAAUCUUGAAGGAUGACUGGGAAUGGGACACAUUUGCGAAAAUCCCUACCGGCUUCAAUCGCCCGUUGCUCUUCGAGGAACACGACCGCACAAUCCUCAGUUACCAGCGAAGACCACUCAUUGGCCUAUCGGAUUUCCCUCGUCGUGCCGGCCUGAAGCCACUGACCAACAAGCAAAUCGAAGCAUUGGAUGUUUUGGAGGCACUGGCAAGCAGAUUCGGGCUGACAUUCGAACUCAAGACUGGCGACAUCCUGUACGUGAAUAACCUGGCGCUUCUACAUGGUAGAGAAGCGUUCAAAUGCGAGCAUCUCAAUGGAUGUCGCAGGCAUCUCUUACGGAUGUUCUUGAAGGAUGAAGAGUCCGAGUUUCCGUUGCCUGGCCCGCUUGAUGCCGUUGUGAGGGGAAUGUAUGAACACGAUGUCGAGGAGGAGGAGUUUCCAUGGUCACUUGCGCCAGUCCCGUAUAUACUUAGCCCUUGAGCAAGUCAGGAUGCAGCGUCAUUUCUUUAUAUUCUUUGUUUUUCCUUCUUCCAGAUCUCUCAGCUCAAGUCGAAAUGAUUUCUAUUCCCGUCCUGGCACGGUUGGGCAUAUGCAGAUCCUAGGUGUCGCUCUUUCCAGAUAUUUCCCUGAAUAAAAUUCCUGGCCUAUCCAUGUGGCUAUGAGGCUCUUUGACUCUUGACUUCUGAUCCAAUGAAGGUUGAAAUAUCUUAGACACCCAAUACAGAGGUUGCACACGAGCUACAUCAGGGUCUAUUCUCUCGAAAUCGGACCAUUCAAUGGUCGACAAAGUCUUGACCAAGUCCACCAUGUACUUCGUUGACGUCGAGUCCAGCCCCGCAGCGAUGCUGU